Trichoderma breve is the source of this 6417-nucleotide messenger RNA. RefSeq names its product autophagy-related protein. Gene Ontology annotation, cellular component: extrinsic component of membrane; phagophore assembly site. The coding region runs from base 1 to 6417 and encodes 2138 amino acids. The record is from RefSeq and is a predicted model, not a curated record. The transcript has 5 exons. NCBI's taxonomy places the organism in Eukaryota, Fungi, Ascomycota, Sordariomycetes, Hypocreales, Hypocreaceae. Gene Ontology annotation, biological process: reticulophagy; autophagosome assembly; piecemeal microautophagy of the nucleus. Gene Ontology annotation, molecular function: phosphatidylinositol-3-phosphate binding.
AUGGCUGGACUAUUCCAGUCCUUUCGGAGCUCCAGCAUGCCUAAACGGCUGCUGCGAUAUGCUUUGUCGCGGCUGGAGCUCCUCGACUCUGACGCUUUAGACAUGGACAAUCUAGAUCUUGCGAUAGGUAGAAAUACAGUCUUCGAAUUUAGGGAUGUUGGAGUUCAGCUAGAUAAACUGGAGAAGCUGCUGAAGCUGCCCGAGACGUUUGCGAUACAGAAAGCCAAGGUCUUACUCCUCCGAGUUACCAUUCCGAUGGACUUUUACACGAGCCCCAUAUCUAUCGAAGUUGAUGGCGUGGAUGUCAAGUUGAAAGUGGUGACAACCGGUGCCAAGUCCAAAUCGGGCCGUUCAACUUCGGCAGCCAACAACGACGACGAUACCUCAGCAGUUCCGAAUACUGUUGAUCUUGCGCAAUCAUUCCUCGAAACGCAGCCAUCGUCGGAGCGAAGAAAGCUCGAAGCGGCGCUAGCUGCAGAAACACAAGAUCUCGGCGCAUCCACUUCCAUGAGCGAUGACAGCAGCGAAGAUGAACCGAUCGUGGGCACUGGGCAGCCCUUGUCGCUGCCGGGCUUCCUGGCUGGCUUUUUACAAGGAAUCGUUGAUCGGAUGCAGAUAAGGAUUAAAGGGGUGGGGUUCCAGUUAGAUAUGGAUAUUCCGGUGGAUAUGAGUUCAUCAACAACAGAACCUGUGUCUUUCCAAAUAGCCCUGGAAGGCAUCGACAUCGAGGGUGUUACCACGAGGAGCGAGGAAUCCCGAGCGUCCGCCGUAGCAGCACCCAAGGAAGGAAAACGGCAGAUCUCUCUUGACAAUGUCCGCGCCUAUCUAAUAUCUGAGGCCAACGUCUUUUCUACCCUGACUCGGUCGUCUUCCAUGACUUCGCCAUCGGCAACAUCUUCACCUCUUAAUACGAGGAAUCCACCUUCGAGGCAAGCUACUUCCUUGUCUGUGGAAAGUCUGCAAACGCCUGCUUUUGCGCCUUCCUUCACACCGUCGAUGAUGUCCUCCCGGCGAGGGUUCCCUGGCCACUCGUCGCAGUCGCCUCGAGGAAGCGUUCAUAGCCAGCGCAUGUCGACAUCACAAGGCAGCAGUAAUCCUUCUAUCCAAUCGCUACAUUCGAGUUUUAUAGAUCAAAUGGCUGAGUUGGAUCGACCCAGCUAUCCUUUGGGAGAUAGCGAAGAGGCUCUUGGAAUUCCAUACGACCUCGACGACUAUCAGGAUGAGGGUGUGCCGGACGAUGAAUGCCCUUCAACUCCCCGCGCCUCGCUAUCCCGAGAAUUCAACUCCCCUGAUAACGCAGUAUUUCACUCGCCCGAAGACCCUGAAUCGAAUUCCUCAUCACCCGCAAGGAGAUUGUUUGAUAGUGGGCUGUCAAGAUCACAAGACAUGGAGGAGCAGAUCUCAAAGUCAACCUAUUCCUUAUCGCGACAGCAAGAAGAUUUUGAGCCGUCUGGCACUCACUCUUCCACGGAGUUUGGGCCCGAGGGUAAUUAUGGGCCAGGGAAUCUGGCUGAAGAUCUUUCGCAAUCACAUCUAUAUACCCAUGAGGAAGCUGAGAGCAUGUAUAUGAGUGCUUUCUCAAAAGCAGAGAGUCAAGCCGACAUAUCAGGACUUGAAAUUUCUCAACACACACUUCCCCCACCCGUUGAUCCAGCUGUCGAACAAUCUGUUGAACAAACGGCCCUACCACUAGAAGAACAAACAACAGAGCUCGCUCGGACCCCUCCAGCCUCUCCAAGGCGAGGUAUCCAAUCUCCGCCUACAUAUGCGUCUCCCAAGUCCGCCAUGCCUGGUGGCUGGGAUGACAAUGCCUCUCAAGGCUCAUCCGGAUCUGACAGAACAAUGUCCCAUAAUGCCGUGACGAAGGAGCAUUCCCCUCCCAGGGCAGAUAUACUAGAGCCUCAACCUCAACCAGUUUUUGAAUCUGAAGCCGAGCCCAAAGCCGAGUUCGAAGUUGAACAAGGGAAGCCAAGCUCUCCAGCAAUUAAACCAACUCCAACAGCUGAGGAAAGGAACAGCCCCAUGGAAACGGAUGAGGAGUCACAACACGAGGAUGCCGCCACUCCAAAAGGGCCAACACGAGUUGUCAAGGAAAUUUUACAUCUUCAGACAAUUUCCGUAUAUAUACCUACGACACAUCAACAUAUAGAAAUGGAAGAAGACACUUCUGAAUCGGUUGCGGAACUUGCCCGGGCGAUGAGCAAUUCGGUCUAUCCUCAGGCUCCCGGAGCCUUCUCCGUGCAUGCACCAGCAUCUGGUUCUGUGUUCGAUCACAGGCCUCACAUACGACGAACUCAGAGCGUUGAUAACGUUUUGGAGGUCGAUCUGUCCCCAGUUUCGAUCCGUUUUGACGCUUCUCUGGCAUUUGUGCUUGCCAUGAUUGUUGGAAAACUUCUCGAGGCAGUGAAAAAUGAAAAUCCGGUCAAAGCCCCAAGCAAGGGCGCUGAUAAUGCGCAGCAAUCAGAUAAGGUGCCGGAAAUCAAGGUGUCAGUUAAAGAGAUAUCUUUGGAUUUCCUGAGUCGACUUGGUGGGGUGACAGACACUCCUCAUCGCCACCUGGACCCCUCAGUAUUCAUGUUCGACCAUGAAGUUCUUCUCAACGCAACAUUGGGGAAUUUGGCUAUCUCCGUGUCACCUGUCAAGGUGACUGCUCACCCCGCCGGAAGAGGUAAGCCAGAGAAGCAGGAUGCCAUCCAGACAACGAUUGAUCUGGAAACUUUCCGUUUCGGAUAUACCAAUGACGACAUUAUCUCUUUUGACAAAGCUAGACCCAUGAGUACGUCUGUAAGGGACACUUUUCUUUCAAACGGGCAUGAUGUUGGCAUCAAGAUGACACAGUCCAAGGACAGCGUCAAGACAGAAAUUGAGACGCUGCCAUUGGCUAUCCGUAUGGAUUUGCAAAGACUCGAUGAGACCUUUAGCUGGUUUGGAGGUCUGAGCAGCUUUCUCAAUAUGAGUGCCUCGAUGACUUCUAGCCCAUCACCUACACCCAAACCGCCACCGAAGCCAGCCUCAACCCAGCGAACAAGAGGUGUACGAUUUGAUACACCCAUCAACCCGGACGACAAAUCGGCUACUUCUGAAAAUAAAGUCAAUAUGCGGAUAGGCGGCUCCUACAUUGAGCUCCUAGGGAAAGAAUGUAGCUUUGUCGCCGAGAGCAAUGCUAUCAAGCUUAUCAGCAGAGAGGAAGGUGUCGGAGUCGGGUGUAGCAUGAUGCGCGUGUCUGGGCCGUAUCUAAAGAAUUCCAUGGCGGAUCCCGCCAUCAAUACGGAGAUACUCGGCAUGCGGUUGGAGUUUGUGACGACUCCAAACGAUUCGGACCUUGAGAAACUGCUUGGAUUAAUCACGCCCUCCAAAGCCAAAUUUGACCACGGAAGCGAUGAGAUCAUGGUUGACACUCUUAUACGGCAGCGAAGGAAAGGCUCAGUACUCAGAGUCGGAGUGGAAACGCUGAAUGUGCGGGUGAAAAACUUGGCUCAGCUUGAGGUUCUUCCAGCCCUGGGUGAAGAAUUGGCCAAGCUGUCCACCGUGGCGAAAUAUCUCCCCGAAGAUGAUAGGCCUGGGCUCAUGACUCUUGCAAAAGUUAAUAAAUUCGGUGCGAGCGUUGACAUUGGCGGAGCCCUUGGACAGCUUAGCAGCGACAUUAAAGAGCUAGAGGCCGCGCAUAUUACUGUCCCGUCUUUGGUGGCUAUUGCCGUCUCGGGGAUAUCUAUCAAGCGUAACAAGACCGAAGAGCUCGUCAGUUCCUCAAUUCUAUAUCCUUCGGCUGAGAUUGCGAACCGCGGCCCGGUUAUUAUGGCAAGAAUGAUUGGGGACGACAUUGAGCCCGUUGUGAAGCUGAACCUACAAGACAUCAGCAUCGAAUACCGCGUUCCAACGAUUAUGGACGUUCUUGGUCUGGCCAAUGACGCUACUCCUCAGGACUUUGAAGACAGCCUUGCUGCCUCAGUCGCCGGUCUUGGCGAUCACGCCCACGCAGCAUUGGCACGGCAGCAACCCCCAUCGCCGACACAGUCCACUACGAAGCAGAGUAAGCCAAUGACUUUGGAUGUGUCGUUUCGGGACUGUCUUAUCGGCCUAAAUCCACUCAACCAAAAAUCAAAGAUGGUCGUUGUAUUUACAGACGCUCGCCUUGCCGUAGUCCUCCCCAAGGACGAGGUUACUAACGUGAGUCUCGACGUUAACAAGGCGUCUAUUCUGCUCACGGAUGAUGCUUCAUUGAGCACAUCGGAUCACCGCGUCUCUUCAAGCGCAAGGCGCCGAGCGUCCUCUUCAGCAUCCCCUCAAGUAGUUUCAAUGUGUGCUCAGGGGUUCGUUGACAUUUGCUACAUGUCAUCAGCAAAGGUCACCGUCAGCGUCGCCCCAAAUGCAGAUGGUGAGAAGCAAGUGGAGGUUGAAGUUCGAGACGACCUGUUGGUGCUAGAGACUUGCGCAGACUCAACUCAAACUCUGAUAAGUCUGGCAAAUGCCCUUUCGCCACCAACACCACCAAGCAAAGAGAACAAAUACAGGACCAAGGUGAUGCCUGUACAAGACCUGCUUGCGUCGAUUUCAGCCGAGGCAUUUGGAAAGCCAGAAGGGGAAUACGACUUUGACCAAGACUUUGCGGGUGCACAGGAGAUGGCCAAGAGUCAGUCCGACGCCGGCUUUGGGGGCGACUCCCUUCGCGUUGAGUCACAGUUUUACGGAGAUGAGCUUGGGGGAGAAGAGCUCUUUGAUGCUAUGAAGCUUUCCGCCACAUCACAGGAUCCACGGAUGCAAGAUGACUUUUACACGGAAAACGCCGCCGAAGAGCACGCCGCCAAAAUUUGGAACUCGAACAAGAACACGUACGACAAGGCCCCUGCAAACUUGGUGAAACGCGCCCCCCUAAAGGUAUCUGUAAGGGACGUCCACCUCAUCUGGAACUUAUUUGACGGUUAUGACUGGACUCAUACGCGCGACAUUAUCAGCAAAGCCGUUCAUGACGUAGAGGCAAAGGUCUACGAACGACAAGCACGACUCAGCGGGCAGCAGAUUUUUGAGGAAGAAAUCGAGGACGAAGAGACGAUUGGCGACUUUUUGUUCAAUUCCAUCUACAUUGGAAUUCCAGCCAACCGAGAUCCACAGGAGUUGGCUCGUGCGAUUAACGAAGGUCUUGCUGAUAAUGCAACGGAGACGGAGUCUGUCGCUACAACGGCAGUGACGGCCACGACGAACCGGACCAUGCGUCGAGGAUACCCCAAGUCACGGCGCUUAAAGUUACAACGAAGCAAGCACCACAAGAUCACCUUUGAACUCCAAGGUGUUAAUGUUGACAUGGUUGCAUUCCCCGCUGGAGCUGGAGAGACGCAGAGCAGCAUCGAUGUUCGGGUUCAGAAUCUUGACAUUUUUGACCAUGUUCCCACGUCAACAUGGAAGAAAUUUGUAACGUACGAUCAGGAUCAGGGUGAGCGUGAGAUGGGAACCAGCAUGGUGCAUCUCGAGCUCCUCACAGUGAAGCCGUUACCUGAGCUAGGAGCAUCAGAGAUUGUUCUUCGAGCGACCGUGUUGCCCCUGAGACUCCAUGUCGACCAGGAUGCUCUCGACUUCAUCACUCGCUUCUUUGAAUUCAAAGACGAUAGCGUUCCGGUGCACUCAUCACCCAGCGAUGUGCCCUUCCUACAAAGGGCCGAGGUGAUGGAUAUUCCAGUCAAGCUAGACUUUAAGCCGAAGCGAGUAGACUAUGCUGGCCUUCGGAUGGUCCUCCGGCAUGUAAUCAUUUACGGAGUCACCGGCUUUGAUCGAUUCGGCAAGACUCUCAACGACAUUUGGUCGCCCGAUGUCAGAAAGACGCAGCUUCCAGGUGUCGUGGCAGGUCUAGCACCCGUGAGAUCCCUGGUCAACAUUGGCAGCGGGUUCAAAGAUUUGGUUGAGAUCCCCCUCAAAGAAUACCAAAAGGACGGUCGCAUCAUUCGAAGCAUAUCCAAGGGAGCCGCGGCGUUUGCUCGCACGACUGGAACGGAACUGGUCAAAUUCGGAGCGAAACUGGCCGUCGGCACGCAGUACGCUCUACAAGGGGCAGAGGAGAUGCUCAGCGGCGGGGCUCGGCCUGAGGAGGGCUGGGAAGACGAUGACUUGGAUGCAGACGACAAGAAGCAAAUCUCGCUGUAUGCAGACCAUCCCACAGGUGUAAUCCAAGGCAUCCGGGGUGGUUACAGAUCACUUGCCAGAGAUGUGAACCUGGCACGAGAUGCCAUCAUCGCAGUGCCAGGUGAGGUUAUGGAGAGCCAGUCAGCUAGCGGUGCUGCCAGGGCGGUUCUGCGACGAGCGCCAACCAUCAUCUUCCGACCUGCAGUGGGUGUGACCAAGGUCAUUGGCCAGACAUUGAUGGGAGCCACGAACUCGAUUGAUCCCCACAAUCAACGCAGAAUUAACGAGAAAUAUAAGAGGCAUUAA